ACUUUUUGUUUUUCUAUUUAUUUUUUACGCUAACCUAUAUAAAGGUAAGACGAAGCGAGAGUAACUUUAAGAAAAGUCUAAUUGCUGAAAUAUUUAGAUUUCUGACAACCUGACAUUAUCAGAAUAAUUAAGACAAGCUAUGGCAGCGUUUAAUGUUGUGGUAGUUGUAACCAACGUCAUUCUACUGACGAUGUUUGCUGCAGGGCACCCUAGUGUAUUCAAGCGUUCGCUAGAUGACAACAAGGAGGCUACAUUGGACACGCCAAAGAGUAACCUGUCCCAAUGUCGUCUGCAGCAAACACCUUGUGACGUCUGCGGAAAGCCACUCAACGUUGUUAUUACCGCCAAAAAUGUCCUACAGGGAUCCAACUUUGAAAUAGCUGCCUCCGUUACCAAUGAACCUCAAAAACCAUUGCUGUACUUUCUGGAAAGAGCUGCAAAUCUGGUGACCGGUUUUAAAUUCACAUCAACAUAUUUUGCUGGUCUUGGAUACUUCAUUGAUAGCAUUAACGGCAUUGAAGGCUCAAUUGCAAGCAAAACAUUCUGGCAUAUCAGCAGUAGUGGAGUCGCACUAGAGUGUGGUGCGUCCAGUUAUAUUCCUGAGGAUGGAGAGAGGAUUUUGUUCAACUUUACUACAUAUCGUGAUGCAGGAUAUGAAUAAUUUUGUUUUAUAUCGUAAAUGAAAUAUAAGCUGUCCUGUUAUAGUUCAGUUUAUUUGCUAAAGAUUGCACUACACUAUUAGGUCGUUAAGAUAAAAGAUCUAUCUAUCUAUCUAUCUAUCUAUCUAUCUAUCUAUCUAUCUAUCUAUCUAUCUAUCUAUCUAUCUGUCUAUCUAUAUAUACAUAUAUAUUUCUAUCAUUACAAGCAGUAAAAACUUUUGAACAGCAUACUAAGUUUGCAACAAUUUUUUACAUUUCCUACUGGAUGUAGUUUAUAACUAUUUCUAACUAUUGUUGCGUACUUUUCUCUAGUUGUCAUUCUCCUUCUCUCUCUCUCUCUCUCUUUACAUAUACAUAAUAAAAGAAUAAUAUAAUAAAUAAAUAAUGGAAUGUCUAAAUAAUUUGAUUUCUUCCAUAGUAUAUUCUCCACGAUUGUUGUUUUUUACUAUUAAUUCUAAAUUGUUCUAAAAAUAUUGUAUUUGUAUACUUUAACAUUUGCUUUUAUAAUAUUUAAAAAUAAAAAGAUUUUCAAGAUAAAUAAAACAUUGUCAACGACGCUAUUUGUAACGUCAGUGUUGCCAAUUAAAUUAAAACUAU
Biomphalaria glabrata is the source of this 1256-nucleotide messenger RNA. RefSeq lists its product as uncharacterized. Lineage: Eukaryota; Metazoa; Mollusca; Gastropoda; Planorbidae. Bases 140 to 661 code for a protein of 173 amino acids. The record is from RefSeq and is a predicted model, not a curated record. The transcript has 5 exons.